ACGCGUUUCCGCUUCGCUCACCUCACUCCCCACUCGCCAAUUCUUGGCCUGAUCUCUGCGAGGGGCAGGACCGAGGCAGGGAGUCCCCGAGAGCUCCGCUGGCGCCCCUGGGCACCCACUGGCUGUAGGGGGUGGGGGUCAGCAGGUCCUGCGUCCCUUUUGCUGGGGUCUUUCAAUGGGGGUUCCGAGACUUGGGAACGCUGGGAACGGGGAGGAGAUGCGGCUCCAGGACCUCCUCGUCCCGGAGGCAGGUGGGGUGCUGGAUGCCUUCGCUGCUGAUUUUGCGUUGAGGUCGCUUCUCUGCCUCUGUGUCCCGUGGGGUCUCGUCACUAUGCACAGAUCUCAGUUACGCUAGUCUCCUCUUUAUCCGCAGUUUUGCUUUUACGCUUUCAUUUACCUGAGGUCUUCCAUCUGAAGAAUAUUAAAUGCAAAUUCCAGAAAUAGGCAAUGCAUGCUUUAAGUUGUUUGAAGUUCCGACUACAGUAGACUGAUGAAACCUCCCCUGGCCUGCGCCCUCCUGCCUGGGGCGUAAAUCACCCCUUUGUCCCGGCUGUACAUGCUACCAGCUGGUUAGUAAUUUAGUAACUGCCUUGGUUAUCAGAUCCACUGUCAGGUAUCGAAGUUCAAGCGACGCUUAUUUGACUUGAUAAUGGCCCCACAGUGCAAGAGUAGUGGUGCUGGCGAUGCAAGCAUGCCGAGUAGCCAUAAAGUGCUUCCUUUAUGGGAGAAGGCGAGAGUUCUCGACUUAAUAAGGAAAGAGAAAAAACCGUAUGCUGAGGUUGCUAAGAUCUGUGGUAAGAAUGAAUCUUCUAUCUGUGAAAUUGUGAAGAAGGAAAAAGAGAUCCGUGCUAGCUUUGCCGUCACUUCAAAUUGCCAAAGUUACGCAGCCUCUGUGUAGUAAGGGAUAAGUGCUUGGUUAAGAUGAAAAAGGCGUUACAUUUGUGGGUCGAAGACAGGAACAGAAAAUGUGUUCUGAUGGGUGGCAACAUGUUGUGCCCGAAAGCAGUGAGCCUGUACAAAGACUUCAGCAAAGGGUCCCCUGAAAAGAGUGACGCCAAGCCAUUUUUACAGCAAGUGAUAUAAAAAUCCCGGAGAGGCCGUGUGCGCUGCGAAGAAGCUGCUGCCACUUUUCCAGCAGAAGUUGCACAAGUUGGUUAAGGAGAAAGGAUACCAUCCGAAGCUAGUCUUCAUAGGUAGGAAGCCCCCCAACUUUGGCUAGAAUGGAGCAGCCCAAGGGGGUUGAUUGGACGGUUAUCAUCCUGACAUGCCAGUACAAGGACAGUGUCGAGGUCUUCCAGAAAGAGCUGGAAGUGCGGCAGAAACGAGAGCAGAUCCCCGCCGGGACUCUGUUACUGGCUGUGGAGGACCCUGAGACGCGUGUGGGCAGCGGAGGAGCCACCCUCAAUGCCCUGCUGGUGGCUGCUGAACACCUGAGUGCCCGGGCAGGCUUCACUGUGGUCACCUCUGAUGUCCUACAGUCGGCCUGGAUCCUCAUCCUGCACAUGGGCCGAGACUUCCCCUUCGAUGACUGUGGCCGGGCCUUCACCUGCCUCCCCGUGGAGAACCCCCAGGCCCCCGUGGAGGCUCUGGUCUACAACCUGGAUCGCUUGCUGGACAUCAUGACCUAUCAGCUGGGCCCAGGCUCCCCACCAGGCGUGUGGGUCUGCAGCACCGACAUGCUGCUGUCUGUUCCUCCCAACCCAGGGAUCAGCUGGGGCGGCUUCCGGGGAGCCAGAGUGAUCGCCUUUCCAGGAACCACAGCCUACGCCCGGAACCAUGGUGUCUACCUCGCCGACUCCCAGGGCUGCGUUUUAGACAUUUACUACCAGGGCAGCGAGGCGGACAUACAGCGGUGCGCCAGGCCUGACGGGCGGGUGCCACUGGUCUCCGGAGUCGCCUUUUUCUCCGUGGAGACUGCUGAGCACCUCCUGGCCACUCACGUGAGCCCCCCGCUGGAUGCCUGCACCUACAUGGGUUUGGACUCCGGAGCCCGGCCUGUCCAGCUGUCUCUGUUUUUCGACCUCCUGCUGUGCAUGGCCCGGAAUGUGAGCAGAGAGGACUUCCUGGCGGGGCGGCCUCCGGAAACGGGGCAAAGCGACGCAGACGUCGAGGGUUAUCUCCAGGUGGCGCGGGCCAAGCUGUGGAGGGAGCUUCGUGAUCAGCCCCUCACCAUGGCAUAUAUCCCCGACGGCAGCUACAGCUACAUGACCAACUCGGCCAGUGAGUUCCUGCUCAGCCUCACGUUUCCCAGGACUCCUGGGGCCCAGGUCGUGCACUCCCAGGUGGAGGAGCUGCAGCUGCUGGGGGCCGGGAGCUCUGUGGUCAACUGCCUGCUGGAGGGCGCCGUCCAGCUGGGUCCUGGGAGUGUCCUGCAGCACUGCCAUCUCCAGGGCCCCAUUCACAUCGGCACUGGUUGCUUUGUGAGUGGCCUGGACACGGCCCAGUCCGAGGCGCUACACGGCUUGGGGCUGCACGACCUUGUCCUGCAGGGGCACCACGUGCGGCUGCACGGAGCCCCUGUUCGUGCCUUCACUCUCGUUGGACGUCUGGACAGCUGGGAAAGACAGGGGACAGGAACGUAUCUUAACAUGUCCUGGAAUGAGUUCUUCCAGAAGACAGGCAUUCGAAACUGGGACCUGUGGAACCCUGACACGCCCCCCACAGAGCGUUGCCUUCUCAGCGCCCGCCUCUUUCCUGUGCUCCACCCCUCGAGGGCCCUGGGGCCCAGGGACAUGCUGUGGAUGCUGGACCCGCAGGAGGAUGGGGGUGAGGCCCUGUGGGCCUGGCGGGCCUCCUGGCGUCUGUCCUGGGAGCAGCUGCAGCCUUGUCUGGACCGGGCAGCCACACUGGCCUCCCGCCGGGACCUGUUCUUCCGCCAGGCCCUGCAUAAGGCGCGCAAGGUGCUCGAGGCCAGGCAGGACCUCAGCCUGCGCCCGCUGAUCCGGGCCGCUGUCCGCGAGGGCUGCCCUGGGCUCCUGCUGACCACGCUGGACCAGGUGGCAGCGAGUGCAGGAGACCCAGGCGUGGCGGCCCGGGUGCUGGCCUGUGAGGCAGACGUCCUGGGCUGCAUGGCAGAAGGCCAAGGUGGCUUACGGAGUGGGCCGGCUGCCAAUCCCGAGUGGGCUCGGCCCUUCUCGUACUUGGAGUGUGGAGACCUGGCUGGGGGUGUGAAGGCACUUGCCCAGGAGCGGGACAAGUGGCUGAGCAGGCCAGUCCUGUUAGUGCGAGCGGCUCGCCACUACGAAGGGGCUGGGCAGAUCCUGAUCCGCCAGGCUGUGAUGUCCGCCCAGCACUUUGUCUCCAUGGAGCCUGUGGGGCUGCCGACACCUGGGCAGUGGGUGGUGGCUGAGUGCCCAGCUCGCGUGGAUUUCUCUGGAGGCUGGAGCGACACGCCACCCCUUGCCUACGAGCUUGGUGGGGCAGUGCUGGGCCUGGCUGUGCGAGUGGAUGGCCGCCGGCCCAUUGGGGCCAGGGCUCGCCGCAUCUGGGAGCCUGAGCUGUGGCUGGCAGUGGGGCCUCGGCGGGAUGAGAUGGCCAUGAAGAUCGUGUGCCGGAGCCUGGAGGACAUGAGGGACUACUGCCAGCCCCAUGCUCCAGGGGCCCUGCUGAAGGCGGCCUUCAUCUGUGCGGGGAUCGUGCAAGUCAGGUCCAAGCUCUCGCUGAGUGAGCAGCUGCUGCGCACCUUUGGGGGCGGCUUCGAGCUGCACACCUGGUCUGAGCUGCCCCACGGCUCUGGCCUCGGCACCAGCAGCAUCCUGGCAGGCACUGCCCUGGCCGCCUUGCAGCGGGCUGCGGGCCGGAAGGUGAGCAGGGAGGCCCUGAUCCACGCAGUGCUGCACCUGGAGCAGGUGCUCACCACAGGAGGUGGCUGGCAGGACCAAGUGGGUGGUCUAAUGCCUGGCAUCAAGGUGGGGCGCUCCCGGGCUCAGCUGCCACUGAAGGUGGAGGUGGAAGAGAUCGCUGUACCUGAGGGCUUUGUCCAGACGCUCAAUGACCACCUCCUCCUGGUGUACACUGGCAAGACCCGCCUGGCGCGCAAUCUGUUGCAGGAUGUGCUGAGGAGCUGGUAUGCCCGGCUGCCUGCCGUUGUACAGAAUGCCCACAGCCUAGUGCGGCACACGGAGGAGUGCGCGAAAGCCUUCCACCAAGGAAGCCUGCCUCUGCUGGGCCAGUGCCUGACCUUGUACUGGGAGCAGAAGAAGCGCAUGGCUCCAGGCUGUGAGCCCCUGGCUGUGCGGCGAAUGAUGGAUGUCCUGGCCCCCCACGUGUAUGGCCAGAGCCUGGCAGGGGCAGGCGGUGGGGGCUUUCUCUAUCUGUUGACCAAGGAGCCAAAGCAAAAGGAGGCUCUGGAGGCCGUGCUGGCCAAGACUGAGGGCCUCGGGAACUACAGCGUCCACCUGGUAGAAGUGGACACUCAGGGCCUGAGCCUGCAGCUGUUGGGGAGUGAGAACUCAACCUGAUGCCCCUUCCCAUGAGGCUUGUCCCUCCGCAAGAGGAGAAAACCUGGAGCUACAGCAGCCCCUCCCUUCAGAGCACUCAGCCUCCGACUCCCACCUACCUCUAUGGAUCUGCUCACAAAGGAAGCCGACUUGAGUUUGGGCCCAGCCCCCUGGUGAAAGAGACACCACGCUUGGGAACAGGACUGUGACCUAUUGAUUCACUGUGGCUUAGGCUUGGCCUCUGCUCCAUCUGGACAUAGGAAGGUCCUAAGGUCAGUGUCCCUUGUGGCCUUUCUCUGUGACCUUCUUAUUCUCCAUGGAGGCCCUGGCAGGGGAUGACAACCAGCCCUAGCAGAGGCUGGGUCCCUUGGUAAGGCUGACCCUGAAGAGGCCCUUUGAGGAUUUCCUGUGGCCUUCCUUAGAGGCCGGGCUUUUGCCUGAAUAGACUUCAUGUUCAGUACUCACUCCCAGGCUGACCUGAUGGGGGAGUGGGAGUAGGAGUGGCUGUCCAGCCCCAUGUCUGUGGAAGUGAGCCAGUGUGGUCUACAGCCAGUCACUGCCAACUCAGGCCUUAACCUGUACCAUGGACUGUGCCGUGUGGCCCUAGGUUUUCAGGACUGUGACCUUCUUGGAAUAAAUCGAAUCUGCCCUUUGA
This is a messenger RNA of Myotis daubentonii (Daubenton's bat), 5094 nucleotides long. It is a transcript of the gene FCSK, whose product is annotated as fucose kinase. Gene Ontology annotation, molecular function: ATP binding; fucokinase activity. Gene Ontology annotation, biological process: GDP-L-fucose salvage. Lineage: Eukaryota; Metazoa; Chordata; Mammalia; Chiroptera; Vespertilionidae. The record is from RefSeq and is a predicted model, not a curated record.